AUGGUCUCGCAAUACGGAAUCAAACUCGCCACCUAUUUGAUUUCCGCUUCCUAUGGCGACUUUUGCUCUAAAGUAUGUGAGUGUUUGCUCAGCAGAGGAACCCUAACUCUGAUGCAAAUAAUUCGAUUCACAGAGCUCAGCAGAGAAAAUGUGGUAAACUGUUUACGAGUUUUAAUCCACCAAAAUUGCGUCCAAGCCUUCUCCAUUCAGCAAGAAGUUGCAUUUGGCGAGGCGCCUAAAAUUGUGACGCAGUACAUGGCUCUAUUUGACAACGUGAUUCACAAAAUGAGGUUCCCGAAGUUCAUGCAAAUUGUUUCUGAAGAGCUUGGGUUAGAUUGCCUAGGGAUUUUUGAGGGGUUGCUUCAACACGGAAGGCUUUCUCUUAAUCAAAUUAUUGAUAGGAAUAAGCAGACGCCAGAUAAUUCUGAUGUACAUGUUGUGCAAGAAAGCUUUAGUAUACUUCUGAAUGCCCGUUUAGUUGAACGUUGUCCUGCCCCUGAGCCAUUUCUUGCGCCUUCUUCUGAAGAAGAAACUCCAGCAAAGAGAAGGGGAACCAAAUCAGCUAAGAUUGCUGAAGCACCAAAGACCAUAGAACAGCGGGCCUUGGCAGAAGCUACUCCAAUGGAGUCGAUAAGAUUCUUGAUGGAAAUUGAUCCUCUGACUGGUGCCUCUGAGGAGAAGGGAAUGGAAACUCACAAUGUUGCAACACUUGAUGAGAAGUGGAAGCAAGAUUUCUCAGAUGCAGAAUUGUCAGCUUCUGGUAGAAAGAAAGAAAUUCUUUGGCGCGUAAAUUUCGAAGAAUUCGUGCGCCGUCUGAGGCAUAAGGCUUGCAUAGAAUAUGUUAGAAUACGACUCGGUGAUCAGUCUGGCAUUGUUCUAAGUGCAAUUCUGGAGUUGACUAGAAGCUCAGAGACUACAAUAAAAACUGAUAAAUCAGCUUCCUUGUCAAUAAAUGAUAUUUACGAUGAAGUGAUAAAGAAGGAUGGUGGUCUUGGCAUGGAUUUAGAACGUAUCAGAGCUUCUCUCGUCCAGCUUGGUUGUCAAAUCCCCACAACUGGGAUAGAUGAAACAUAUAGCAUUGAUUUAAAGAAAAUUAUUGAACUGGCUCAAAAUGAAGAGGUGGAAUCUGUUGUAUUGAAAAGAUAUGGAAGGGAAGCCUAUAGGAUUUUCAGGUUACUUUCAAAGUCUGGCAGUCUUCUUGAGACUGACAAGAUUUCAGAUACAACCUUCGUGGAGAAGAAAGAUACAUUGAAGAUUCUAUACAAGCUUUGGAAGGAUGGCUAUUUGCAUAUGGAGAAAGUCUCAGUAAACGGACCUAAACAGACUCUAUUUUUGUUGUGGGAAAUAAACAAGGAGUCUCUGUGGGUACGUGUUCUUGAUGAAAUGUACCAUGCUGCAUUGAACUUGAGACUGCGAAUCACCUAUGAGCUAGAUCAGGAAAAAGAGAUUCUUCAGUUGCCCAAAGAAAAGCUCAUAGGGGAACUGGAAAAAAGAUACAAGCGCUUGGGAAAAGUUAGGAUUAUACUGGAAUCUUCAUUGAUGAAUCUUGAUGGUGCUCUCAUGCUCUUCCAUGAUUUCUGA
This is a messenger RNA of Fraxinus pennsylvanica, 1581 nucleotides long. The record is from the annotation of a GenBank genome assembly. NCBI's taxonomy places the organism in Eukaryota, Viridiplantae, Streptophyta, Magnoliopsida, Lamiales, Oleaceae.